AUGAAGGAAGGAGAUCAAUUCAGCUCUGCAUCAGCUGGAAUUAGUAUGAAUCUUUGUGCUGCCCUUGCUCGCUAUCAAGGGCUGGAUUCGCUGCUCCCAGAGUUUCUUCCCGUCAGAGUCAAGGAUCUACCCAACUUCAGCAAGAUGGAUCCUGAGAUGGUAUAUCGAUUAUUUACCAACAACAAGAAUGCAACAAAGGUCUCUUCUGACUUCCUGGUGAACGCAUUCAACGGUCUCCAGCCAAUCGCACUGGAUAAACUUAGACAAAAUUAUCAUCCCGUUCAGAUCUUCACCAUCAGCCCGCUCAAUAAAUUCUCACAGGGUUCUUUGAACAGCUUGCUAACACAAUACCACAUAUGCAUGGCUUGGCUAGAUAAUCAAGCUCCACGGUUAGUCAUUUAUGCCAGUUUUGGGAGCUUAGCUUCAAUUGAUAAAACAGAAAUGGUGGAGAUAGCUUGGGGCCUCGCCUAUAGUGACCAGCCGUUCUUGUGGGUGGUCCACCCCAGUUCAAUCAACGGCCACGAAUGGGUUGAACUGUCUCAAGGGUUCGAAGAGAAGGCGAGGGAGAGGAGCCUGAUCAUUAAUUGGGACCCACUACAAGAACAGCCCAUUUCGUCUCCAAAACAAUGGAAGAAUCGACCAUGCUGCAAAUCCAAGAAAAGAGUCCCUCAUUUGGUUAUUUUCCCACUCCCAUUUCAAGGACACAUCAAUCCCAUGCUUCAACUGGCCACUCUCCUACACUCCAAAGGAUUCUCAAUCACCGUAAUUCACACUCACUUCAACUCUCCCAGUCCAUUCAACUUCCCCAACUUCAACUUCGAGCCCAUACCCGAUGUCUUAUCAGACGGUCAGCUCUGGAGUGAGGACCCCUUAACCCUUGUGUCCAUCCUCAACGACACAUGCCAAGUACCAUUCCAUGAUCGCUUGUGCCAAUUGCUAACAGAUGGCCCGCAUGGCCCGGUUAAGUGCAUCAUCACCGAUGAGCUUUUUUACUUCACUAAAGCUGUUGCCGACCAGUUGAAUCUCCCGAGAAUUUUGUUAGGCACCACCAGUGCCACAUUUUCCAGCACCAUGGCAUCUGUGAAGCUUCUUCAGCAAAAUGGAGUCAUUUCAAUCACGGAUAUGUAUGGUCUGCCAAACAUGCAUAUUCCUGAGAUUCAGCCACUCAGGAUCAAGGACAUUCCAGACUUCAGCAUGACGGAUCCUGAUACGUGUGAGCGAUUUUGGGCCGACAUGAUCAAUGCAAUAAGGUCUGCUUUGGGUUGCAUCAUGAACACAUUCGACAAUCUUGAACCAACUGCAUUCGAAAAAGUUAGACAAGAUCGUCAUCCCACGCCACUCUUUGCGGUUGGCCCCCUCUAUAAAUUCUCUCCAGGAUCAUCAAACAGCUUACUAACACAAGACUACAGCUGCAUGGCAUGGCUAGACAAGCAGGCGCCGCAGUCGGUCAUUUACAUCAGCUUCGGGAGCUUAGCUUCCAUAACUAAAACAGACCUGGUGGAGAUUGCUUGGGGGCUAGCCAAUAGUGACCAGCCCUUUUUGUGGGUGGUCCGGCCUGGCUCUAUCCAUGGCCAUGAUUGCAACGAACUACCAGAAGGGUUUGAAGAGAAGACACGGGAGAGAGGCCAGAUCGUGAAGUGGGCCCCACAACAAGAAGUGCUAGCCCACCCAUCAGUGGGAGGAUUUUGGACACACAAUGGUUGGAAUUCUACGUUGGAGAGCAUAUGUGAAGGGGUGCCCAUGUUAUGCUCUCCUUAUUUAUGGGACCAAAAUGUGCAUGCUAGGUAUGUGAGCCAUGUAUGGAGGGUGGGAAUGCAACUUGAGAAAUGGUUCGACAGAAGUGAGAUUGAGUGGGCCGUAAGAAGAUUGAUGGUGGAGAUUGAAGGGAAGGAGAUGAGAGAGAGGGUAGGUGGUCUCAAGGAAAAUGCAAUGCGUUGCAUGGCGAAAGGAGGUUCUUCGUAUGAGUCAUUAGAGAGUUUGAUUGAUCUUAUCAUGUCAUUAUAA
Molecule: messenger RNA, 2004 nt
Organism: Magnolia sinica
Lineage: Eukaryota; Viridiplantae; Streptophyta; Magnoliopsida; Magnoliales; Magnoliaceae
Product: UDP-glycosyltransferase 76B1-like
Exons: 4
Coding region: 1-2004 (667 amino acids)
Molecular function (GO): UDP-glycosyltransferase activity
Source: RefSeq, a predicted model, not a curated record